AUGUCUCUCACAGUUCUGGUUGAACGCGGCAAGAAAGCGCUUGAGGUCAAGAACUACGAUGAAGCCAUCUCACAAUUCACAGCCGCCAUUAAGGAAUCUCCGGAAUCCCCGGAUCUGUUUAUUCACCGUUCCAAUGCCAACCAGCGUGGUUCUCACUUCACUGCAGCGCUGGAAGACGCCGAACAAGCAGUCCUGAAUGCCAUCAAGCGAGCGAAAAGGGAACUCAUCAUCGAAGCUCAAUUCCGUCGCGGCGUGGCACUGUCGAAACUCAAGCGCCACGCUGACGCUUGCUUUGUCUUGGAUCUCGUGUUGGCAAAGUCCAAGGWCCACAAGCAAGCCGGCAUGUGGAAAAACAUGGCUCAAAAGGCUCUCGAUGCUCUCGAUCCGGACGAUCCGCUGCGAGUAUGCACCGUAUCUGAAGUCCCUGACGUCCCAACUCAAAAGGCAGAUACUACCUCGGGUGCUACCAAGGAAGAAGCAUCUUCUACGGCCCCUCCGCCGCAGCAGACCCCAGCGGAUAAAAUCCGGUACGACUGGUAUCAAACCAGCGAGCAAGUCUACAUCACUCUCCUUGCCAAGGGCGUACCUGCAGAUAAGGCGCAAAUCAACAUUUCUCCGCGAUCACUCACCAUUGAGUUUCCGCUAAUCUCGAGCUCCUCGUCAUACCWACUGACGCUGGAGCCUUUGUUCGCAGCAGUCAAUGUAGAGAAGAGCACUACUCGCGUGCUUCCAAGCAAGGUGGAAAUCAUUCUUGCCAAGACCACUCCUGGACAAAAGUGGUCCAAACUAGAGAGCGAGGUGCCUUUGGAAGAUCACGAGGCAGAAGACAAUGUCAACGAAUCAAACACGAUCGCACGCGCAAUUCUCGCAGACCGUCCGCCUGUUGCUCCAGCUUACCCAACUUCCUCCAAGAAAGGCCCGAAAGACUGGGACAAGAUUACUGCGGACGACGAUGAAGCGGCCAGUGGUAAUCCGGACGACUUCUUCAAGACGAUCUUCAAGGGUGCCAGUCCCGAUAUGCAGCGUGCGAUGAUGAAGUCCUACACCGAGUCGAAUGGARCAUCUCUCUCCACUAACUGGGAGGAGGUCAGCAAGGGUAAGGUUGAGACGCUGCCGCCAGAUGGCAUGGAGGCCAAAAGCUGGAACCGGUGA
Ramularia collo-cygni is the source of this 1152-nucleotide messenger RNA. RefSeq names its product related to SGT1 protein. Gene Ontology annotation, biological process: protein stabilization. Lineage: Eukaryota; Fungi; Ascomycota; Dothideomycetes; Mycosphaerellales; Mycosphaerellaceae. Gene Ontology annotation, molecular function: protein-folding chaperone binding. The coding region runs from base 1 to 1152 and encodes 383 amino acids. The record is from RefSeq and is a predicted model, not a curated record. The transcript is spliced from 2 exons.